Magallana angulata is the source of this 1897-nucleotide messenger RNA. RefSeq lists its product as uncharacterized. The transcript has 6 exons. The record is from RefSeq and is a predicted model, not a curated record. Bases 38 to 706 code for a protein of 222 amino acids. NCBI's taxonomy places the organism in Eukaryota, Metazoa, Mollusca, Bivalvia, Ostreida, Ostreidae.
CACCAAGUAAGUACGGACGAUUAGCAUUGAAAAAGAAAUGUCUGCACUACAACUUACAGUUUUUGCGAGUGUAACUCUUUUUUCCUUAGCAUUAAAUAUGUGCCCCGAGUCCAUUUCAACAGUUUCCAUUGUGUCCCGCUGUCCUUCCAAUGCCAUGGAAUGGUCAUCGGCUGCAAGAAGAAAAAGUUGCAAUGAUAUAGGAAAGGUCCAAACGUGUACUACGAAUUCUGAUAAUUUUGCAUAUCAUUGUGUCCUCAAUAAAGAAGCAACAAUGCUAUUUGAAUUGUGUGCACCAGUUCAUUUUAUGAACGGGUACUGCGCCCGUUUCAGUGAAGUAGACAAACGAAUCAUUAACGAUCCGCGCCUGGACUGUGCAAAGUUCGACCCUCCCUGUCCGUCAAGGUUUCCAUCCAAUGAAUCUUACAAGUACCAAAUGUGCUACAAGACUGCGGGUGAAAAUGUUGAAGCUCAUUCAGGAUUUGAACUACAAAAAAAUGAAUCCACUCCAAUUAUUUCAAUUGUUUUAUUGGCAAUUUUUGCGUGCAUAUCGAUGAUUUUGGUGAUGAUAGUUCUUCUGGGAUACAAGAUUGGUUGGAUACAUUUUAACUUUCCACAAAGAAACAAGAAAGACUCAAGAGCACAAGAGAAUGAAAACAAAGACGAGGAAGAAAACGACGCAAAUAUAUCAUCUGCUGAACUGAUUUGAGUCUACUGAGUCUACAAAAGCGAUGAAGAGUGAAAUAGAGAGUAAUAAUGCAUAAUAUUGUAUUCAUGAUAUGCAUUGUAACAAACUUAUGCUCAAGAGGAAAGGCUUCUAAAUUGUUAAAGCAACUUGGGGAAUUCAUCAUUAGCAUUAAAGUACUAGAUAAGUAAAUUGUUACACUGUACAUUUUUAUCUUAUUCCAUCCUUGAAAGUUUAUCAAUGCAAACAAUUCUUAUAACAGGUUGUAAUGUUAUUAAUAAGACAAUUCAUAUGUGGUAAUUUCUAUCUAAAAAUAAAAUUUUAUAUCACAAAUGAUCGUUUGUACUACAAAGAAUUUGAGGUAUGAUUUUUUUAUGUUAAUAUUUAUCUAUAGGAAGUUCAUUACAGUCAUGCAAGAUGUCAGGGGUGCAUUUUAUAAAAGUACUUACGAAAAGUCGUAAAUAUUUACAGCCUCGUAAAAUGAUCUUGAAAGGUAAAAAUUGACAUAAAAUCAUUUGUUUACAAAUAUUUCAAUUCCCAUAAUUGUAUUUUCAAACCAUAAGAAUAAAUCAUUGUUUAGUUGGUGAUUAAUUAGCAUUUAUUAAUUUGGUCGUAAGCCGGAAGUUCUUUUGUAAAACGCAACUCAGGUUCUGUGGGUAGCAAUUCCCUUGUUCGUAUAUUGAUUUAGUAAGUAUACAAUGUUUUAAAGAACGUUUUACGUAAUCGUCGGCUCUUGUCGUCAUAGAGACUCAUAACUCUACAAAUCUUGAUACUUGUAUACGUUAAUGAACGAUGAGAAUGUAAAUGUCAAAAUACUACUGAACAGACUAUUAUGGAGCAAGUUUGCGGAUUUAGCAAUUUUUAGCGAACAAAAUUCACAUAUCAUGCAAUAAUGGGAAUUGAAAAAAAUUUAAGACUGAAAACCGCAUUGUUUUACAUUUUAUGUGAUAUUCUGGUUAGCUCUUAUUAACCUAAGUGAAAAAUAAUGAAUGCAUUAGAUGUGUGAUAUAAAGUAUCAAUAAUGAAAAUGUGAUUGGUAAAUUUAUUGAUAAGAAUUAUUUAACAUUCCCUGUCUAUCGAAGAAUUUGUUCAAAUCAUGCAUGCAUUGAAUGAAUUGUGUUUUUUUUUAUAUAAAAAGAUGUCUGGAAUUAAUCUCUAUAUUUGAAUAUGAACGUUGUAUCAUUGGAUAAUAAAUGUAUUUAGAUUAUAUCUUAG